Carassius gibelio (silver crucian carp) is the source of this 2991-nucleotide messenger RNA. Its product is annotated as alpha-N-acetylgalactosaminide alpha-2,6-sialyltransferase 1. The transcript has 12 exons. The coding region runs from base 1058 to 2281 and encodes 407 amino acids. The record is from RefSeq and is a predicted model, not a curated record. Lineage: Eukaryota; Metazoa; Chordata; Actinopteri; Cypriniformes; Cyprinidae. Gene Ontology annotation, molecular function: sialyltransferase activity.
CUCAAAGUCUGGGAUAAGGAACGCCCUGAAGGAUUAUGCUCAAUCACCUGAUGCCGAGAAGAAACCCUUGAGGUACAUGGCUGGCAUGCUGAGGACCUGCCAGCUUGAAAAGAUGAUGACCAAAGAAGAUCUGGAGGAAGAGCAGAGGAGACAUUCUUGUCUUCCCCUCCAUCGGAGUCGACACAAUGGCUGACUGAUGACAGCUCACUCAUAAGUCGUAAGGGUUCAGCGAGAGCAGUUAGCUGCCAUCUUCCAGCUGCUCAAAGAGAAACAAGACACAUUUGGUGAGGUGACAGAGAGCGAUUUACAAGAACAGCUUAAACUCUAUUCUGUUUAACAAAUCAGCAAAUAAAACUGUACUGACAAACACUAGAUUCUAGAUUCAAAUUCUAGAUUCAAAUACCAUUUUAAAGGAGCUUUCAAGUUGAAAUCAGUGACUUCAAUGAACCUAUUCCCUGAAAUAUUUGAUUGUGUGAAAAAGGGUUUGUUUAUGAGUUAUAUGUAUAUUAUAUGCAUUUAUUGGUCAUUAUUAUACACAAUAUAAGUAAUGAGGAAUCACAAAAUCUAGAAAUGUUCAGUAGAAAACGAGUCUUCUUUUUAUUUAUGAUUUAGCUUCAAUUAAUGGUUAUGGUGCAUGUCAGUUCAAACCAAAUCCAUGUUAAAUAAAGUAUGAUCUAAACUGAAAUAAAAUACUAAAUACUAAAUCAGCGAGUAUUACUCACUCUAGCUGUCAGCUGUCUAUCUUACAUAGUGACAUUGGGAUUCUUUAAGUUACUAGUAUGACAAAUGGACAAAUUAUGCUUUUUGCUUUAUUUUAUAUUUUUUAUUAUUUACCAGUAUUGUUUUGUUUAAACACAGCUUAUAGAUCUGUGCUGGCCAAAGGCCAAUAAUAUUAUUCAUAGCGAUGGGCGGACUGUAAUGCAGAUGUAAACACCUGGUUGAUGAUGUAAUGAAUUUGAAUAGGUAGGUAGAUUAUAAAACACUGUUACAAACAGUAACAUCUUUCACACAGUUCACAGUUCUGCAUUUGGCCAGACUGAUCAGACUGUCUUGAAACAUGCAGAAAAAAUUGACUGCUAUUAGUCUUAUUCUGACUUGCUCUGUGCUGCUCUAUCUAGUGCUUUGGAUGAAUCUCUCUGAACAGUUUCACAGCAAAAUUGUCAUCAUUUCUGCAUUGAUUUUAUCACCACUUGGAACUACAAGUAAGUACGAAACAGAAAAACCCAUUUACCCCACUGAGCGAGAAGUCAACAUAACACCUAUUCCGGUUCUCUAUAAGAAAAAUUUUACAAAACUUCCAGUGUGGGAUUUCGAAGAUGUUUAUUUGCGAAGCAAUGAAGCAAGAAGACCUACCUGUCCAGAAUCCCUUCAAAACAAAGAGGAUCCCAAGUUCAAGGAGGCAACACUUCCUGACAUUCAGCUGUGGCUGUACAAAGGACUACUCAACAUAACAGAAUGGAAUCGAUUAGCACACUUCAACAAUCCCUUCGGCUUCAUGGAAUACAAGUACAAUGAAGUAAAAGGAGCUGUGGAUUUGAUACCAAAGCCUAAGUUUCCAAUAUUACUGCCUGUGCCUGAAAGUUCAAAGGAUGGCUGUAUCCGAUGUGCUGUUGUGGCCUCUGGAGGGAUUCUCAAUAACUCAAAGAUGGGCAAAGAGAUAGACUCCCAUGAUUACGUUUUUCGAGUAAAUGGGGCUGUUAUUCAAGGUUACGAGGAGGAUGUUGGAAAUAGAACAUCAGUCUAUGUACAUACAGCUUUUUCCUUAUAUAGUUCCAUACUGACAUUAAAACAGUACGGGUUUCACAAUAUUCCACAAGAUGAGGAUAUUAAAUAUGUAAUGAUCCCUGAAGGCCUGAGGGACUAUGAGUGGAUCCAAGGCCUUUUGCAGGGAAAAGAAGCAAAUGGGUCAUUCAAGGGUGUGAGGCCACUGAAAUUUUUCAAUGGGAAUUUUAACGAGAGCGGAUUCUAUGUUCUUCAUCCUGAUUUUCUUCGAUACAUUCGCAACAGAUUCAUGCCAUCCAAACAAAUGCAGGGCAAAUACUGGGCAAUGUACAGACCGACCAACGGAGCGUUUGCUUUAUUCUUGGCUAUUCACACAUGUGACAUUGUGGAUGCCUAUGGAUUUAUCACAGAAGACCACCAUAAGUACUCCAACUAUUAUUAUGAAAAGUUAAAAAGAACCAGUGUAAUUUUCUUUAUUAACCAUGACUAUGGCCUGGAGAUAAAGACUUGGAAGAAACUAAAUGACUCUGGAAUCAUUAGACUCUUCCAAAGGCACUGAUACAUCAAAAGCAGAAGGAGGCUGUCUGUCAUCUCGGCAGGCAUUACUUCAAAAGAUAUUACCAAGUUAUGAUUCUGAAAGAAGCUGUGUCUCGGUUACAUGCAGGAAAGAUGAACAAAAUCUUUCUUAUAAAGCUAGGGACUGAAGCUAAAUGAAACAUCUGUAAUAUGCUGCAAGAGAAAGCUACUAGUUUAUAUAUAUAUAUAUAUAUAUAUAUACAUAUGUAUGUAUGUAUGUAUAUACAUUUUUUGUGCAGUUUUUAUCUUUAAUUAUUGUUCAUUACAUUUGAUAAAACCCUUUUUACUUAAAAAAAAAAUGUUUUCUUGCAAAUGCAAAACAGAUCAAUAUUUUCCAAAAACCAAGGUUUAUACAAAAAAAUUGGACCAACUUUAUAAAAGGUUUUUAUUUAUAUAGCUCUAUUUCCUAUAAAAAUAAAUGUUCAGUUGAUUCUAUAUAAUAUAUAUGGCAGAUACUGUGGCACUUCAUCAAAAGGGCUGUGAUAUCAAGAUAACCCAGAAGUACUGAUAAACCGAAACCGAUUUAUGGGUAAUGGUCUAAAAUUGGUCAAAGUCCUAUGCAGCUACAGAAAAUAUCUGGUUCAUGAUUUGCUACUAAAGGAGAAUCCAGUUACUAUUUUCACCUACAUUCUACACCCUGGCCUGCACUGUGAACGAUUAUUAUUGUUUUCAAUAAAAUUGUGAAAACCACAA